CUUAGUAGCCGCUGAUCGUACCGUGCAUAUUUUUAUACAGUAGCACUAGCAGCUUCUUAAUGACUGUCAUUUAGCCGAAGCAUCGAGUGGUCUUUUCUUCCACAUCUCAACAUACAUGAACGUGCUGCAAAACACACUUUAAGUAUUUUCAGUUCGUGAUCAGGAAGACUGAGGAAUCAGACUGUAAGGAUGUAUCACCGUGACACCGGUUCCUCAUUAUCACCCAGCCAGGGAGGCGGAUGGAAUAACAACUCGGCACCUCCCGGCAGCAUCAUGGACGAUGAGCAAGGCGCAUCGCCCUUCAGCCUUCGGGAGCAGAAACUGGAAAAACAGCGUGCCCUCCUGCGUGAAAAGAAGAAAAAAUACAACCAGCCGAUGGCGGUGCAGCCCAACGAGGAGCGGCAGGGUUCAGGGGGCAAGUCGCGACGCAAGGUACCCGAGGAGACGCGGCCGCUGGUCUCCCCAUCCCACAGUUCCUCCGCCAGCGACGGGCUUCAAGGUAUUGACGGGCCGGCGUCUUUUUCCCUGAACUCCUCGCUGACCACGGUGCAGGUCCUAACCGUCGGGAGUUCAUCCACGGAAGAUGAUGACGACAUUCCCACAUUCAGGGAAACCACAGAGACGGAGAAGAAACUGAAAGCCAUGGGCAUCUCCCAGGCCGUCAGCUACGAAGAUAACGAGGAGCAGGGCACGCCCAUCGGCAUCAUGAACACCAGCGGGCCCGCAGGGGGCCAGAUGUCGUCACAGCCCCCUCCGUACCCGUCAUCCCAGCCCAUCGGGUUUGGCAACUCUAGCAGCAACACAACUUUUAACACCAGUACUGGCUUUGCAGGCGGUUACACAGGCACAGAGAGUGGUUAUAGUACUCAAGCUAGCCCGCCAGUCCAGGAAUCGACCAAAGUCAUGGGUGCCUCAGGAGGAGGUUUUGACCUGAGUGACCUGGAUGCCUUUGUCCUACGACCUGCCCCCCAGGGGCUGUCAGUCCGGUGCCGGAUCUCCCGUGACAGGAAAGGGGUGGACCGAAGCAUGUAUCCCACCUACUUCCUGCACCUGGAGACCGAGAACGGCAAAAAGCUAUUCUUACUGGCUGCUAGGAGACGCAAGAAAAGCACCACGUCUAAUUACUUGUUGUCAACAGAUGCCACGGAUCUAUCUCGAGAUGCAGAAAGUUUUGUGGGAAAACUAAGGUCCAACUUCAUGGGCACCCAUUUCACCGUGUACGACAACGGUGUCAGUCCAAACAAGCCCGGUGCAAUGGCGGACGGCACAAACACACGCCAAGAGCUGGCUGCAGUUAUCUAUGAAACCAAUGUCCUUGGCUUCAAAGGUCCCAGGAAGAUGACAAUUGUCAUCCCAGGAAUGACAUUGGACAACGAGAGGGUAGCAUUUAGACCACGCAAGGUACAUGAUUCCAUAUUAGAUCGCUUCAAGGGCAAGAACAUGGAGAACCUGCUUGAGCUGCACAAUAAGACCCCAGUAUGGAAUGACGACACCCAGUCCUACGUGUUGAACUUCCACGGCCGAGUAACUCAGGCAUCCGUCAAGAAUUUCCAAGUCGUGCAUUCAAAUGAUCCGGAGUACAUCGUGAUGCAGUUUGGCCGCGUGACUGAAGACGUCUUCACCAUGGACUUCAACUACCCUCUCUGUGCCGUGCAAGCCAUGGGGAUUGCGUUGAGUAGCUUCGACAGCAAACUCGCCUGCGAGUAAAUGACAUUGGACCAGCUUGCCUGUAUAAACCCUUGCUCCUGUACCCAGGAAAUAUUUUUAAUUGCCGAUUUUGUUUCCUACAAUUAAUUUGUGCUCGAGUUGUAACAGUAUUGCGAAAGCAACGACAAAAGGUAUGAGUUCUGCUUCUUGUCACAUUGUUUGCAAUCAUCUACCGAUUAACUCUGUUUUUGUGUGCCAUGUUUGUGUUUUGCUUAUACGAUGCAAUUGAUGCUUAUGUUGUAUUUUAAUGCACAGUUUCUGUCCGAAGUGAUAAUAUCUGUAGGUCUAACUUUUGUAAAAUGUACGAUACUUUUGGAGGCGUGGGGCCAAAUGCAUUGAUCAGAACUAUAUUUUUUUUUUUAAAUGGGGGGAAAUAACGAGGAAAAACUGGGUAAGCCAAACUCCAUUGUAGUAUUCCAAUUAAAAUACCAAAUUCUUCACGAUCCUAUUGCAGAGGGUGAAGUUAGACAUUUAAUGACCAUUGAUUGUGCAUUGUCAAAUAAUCUAGUAUUCACUUAUUCCAACUUGACCGAGUAUUCACAUAUUCAAUUUUGAAAUGCACUGAUCAAGUUAAACGUGCACCAGCCUAAGCUGGCAAACAAUCUGGAUUUUCGUGCGCCUGCGCUUGUCAUAUAAGUUGACAAAGAACUUAUCAAAAUUGUGUCAAGAACAGGUAGUGGAAUCACUGAUGCAUGUAUUUGACUGAUUUAAUAAUCCUGCCAUCUAAACGGUCAAAUAC
Patiria miniata (bat star) is the source of this 2446-nucleotide messenger RNA. RefSeq names its product tubby-related protein 3-like. The coding region runs from base 190 to 1707 and encodes 505 amino acids. The record is from RefSeq and is a predicted model, not a curated record. The transcript is spliced from 12 exons. Gene Ontology annotation, cellular component: cilium. NCBI's taxonomy places the organism in Eukaryota, Metazoa, Echinodermata, Asteroidea, Valvatida, Asterinidae. Gene Ontology annotation, biological process: protein localization to cilium.